AUGUCUUAUACUCCACCAACUGAUCCAACCAAUAAGCAGCCAGUGAAGUUAUCACAAUUAUGUGAAAUAUGUCAUUCACGUAAGGCUAUUAUUAGAAGACCCAAAAAUUUGCAAAAAAUUUGCAAAUUAUGUUUUUAUCAUGUUUUUGAAACUGAAAUACACAAUACUAUAGUAUCUACGAAAUUAUUUUAUCCUGGUGAAACUGUUGCUGUGGGAGCGUCAGGUGGUAAGGAUUCCACUGUAUUAGCUUAUAUAAUGAAACUACUGAAUGAAAGACAUCAUUAUGGCAUUAAUAUUGUGUUAUUGAGUGUUGAUGAAGGUAUCGUUGGUUAUAGAGAUGAUUCAUUGGCUACUGUGAAAAGAAAUCAAAAACAAUAUAAUUUACCAUUAGAAAUUGUGUCUUAUAAAGAAUUAUAUAAUUGGACAAUGGAUGAAAUUGUGGAAAUCGUUGGGAUUAGAAAUAGUUGCACAUAUUGUGGGGUUCUUAGAAGACAGGCAUUAGACCGUGGUGCAAAUAAGCUAGGGAUAAAACAUGUUGUAACUGGGCAUAAUGCAGAUGAUAUGGCAGAGACAGUAUUAAUGAAUAUAUUACGUGGUGAUGUAGCACGUCUUGAGAAAUCUACAGCUAUUUUAACUGAGAGUAAUGGUUCGCCCAUCAAACGUUCUAAACCAUUUAAAUAUAUGUAUCAAAAGGAAAUUGUACUGUAUGCACAUUAUAAGAAAUUGGAUUAUUUUUCUACGGAAUGCACAUAUGCACCAGAGGCUUUUAGAGGUACCGCUAGAGAAUAUAUGAAAAAUCUUGAAGCUAUUAGACCAAGUUGCAUUAUCGAUAUUAUCCAUAGUGGGGAAAAUCUAGUAUUAAAACCUAAACAAGCAAAGAAGAAAACUACAGUAAAGAAAAGUACAGCAAAUAAAAAUAAAAUUCAAAAUGAAAAUACUGAAGACAAUAAGCAAGUAUUUGUCGAUGGGAAUAGGUGUGAAAGAUGUGGUUACUUAUCUAGUAAUAAGAUAUGUAAAGCAUGUAUUUUACUAGAAGGUUUAGAGAUGAACAGGCCCAAAGUUAACGUAUCCAAUGCUCAUGAAGAUUCAGAAGAUGGGGCUGCUAAAAAUCUGAGAACAUUAGAACGUCUACAUUUCUAA
Messenger RNA from Henningerozyma blattae CBS 6284, 1140 nucleotides. RefSeq names its product Ncs6p (gene NCS6). Gene Ontology annotation, biological process: tRNA wobble position uridine thiolation. Lineage: Eukaryota; Fungi; Ascomycota; Saccharomycetes; Saccharomycetales; Saccharomycetaceae. Bases 1 to 1140 code for a protein of 379 amino acids. The record is from RefSeq and is a predicted model, not a curated record. The transcript has a single exon. Gene Ontology annotation, cellular component: cytosolic tRNA wobble base thiouridylase complex; mitochondrion. Gene Ontology annotation, molecular function: tRNA binding.